UGAUACUCCCGGAGAUAAGGAGUCCGUUCGUUCGAAACGUUUUCGCUAGCCAGUCGAAUCUUAAUAGCAGUCAAAUACAAAUUCCGCUGGAAAUCGAUGUUAACAAUCUUGUCGCCAGUACUGACCAGCGAUAGUUCCGAGCAAGUAUCUUCGAGGCUUAUUAGCAUAUGUGUCAACUUCUUCUUUCGGAAGUGAAGCCUAGAAAAUCUGUGGAUGCGCCGAGCUGCAGGCCUUAAAAAGGCUGCAACUCCACCAAAGUGUCAGAAGUGUGGUUUCCAAAAACGCGAGUCCUUAUGAAAAACAGCAGAAGGAGCCAAAACUAUCUAAAAAUGCCCUGAUAUUUACUGAAAACCCUUUAGACCAGUGACCGAGUUGUGUGAAAAGUUCAACAUGUGCGAGGGUUCUGUGAUUGUGGUGAAUUGUCCUGUCCCCGAUCCUAGUACAACAUAUAAGCAAGUGCUGCACCUAGUCGAUAUCCUACUCUCCUCGUUCGUUAUUGGACCCUUGGUGAUCGCUGCUUGGAGAGGAAUAUGGAAUCUCGCCGAUAUCUACUUGUUCCCUGACGACGGUAUCGACUCAGCCCUUGCGUCCAUUGUGAUUGGCCUGGUCGGAUACAUGCUUUUCAUGCUACCCCAGAAACUCAUCUGUGAUAGUUUCAACCGCGACAAACACCGAAUUACAUUCUAUAUAUUUUCGCGGUUGUAUACCUUCAUUUUCGCUGUGAUUAGUGUUCUAGGCUGUCGCGGACCGUGGAAUCUGGUUGACCUUCUAACUCCGUAUGAGCUAACGUGGAUAAAUUUACUCACAGUUGCCGCCGUGGUUCUUUUGAUUGUGACGAAGUCUCUGGCAAAUGUAAAUGCGGCUCCAUUCCUAAUAACGACCGAUGAGCAUGAAGAUUACUUCCUAAUCAACACGAGGUUCAAAACAUCUGCGACUGAAGAGCCCGUAAUCUACAUCUUGGAUUGCUUAUUUUCAACCCUUGUCAUUGGAUCAUUAGUGGCUGUUGCUUGGCGCGGUAUUUGGGCGGUGUGCGAUAUUCUGCUGUAUCCUGAUGAUGGCGCUUAUUCAGCCUGGGCAUCAACGAUAAUAGGUUACACGCUAACAGCACUCACAUUCGCCAUUCAGCCGAUCACAAGGUCCUUGUGUGACCAAAUUGAUGGCUAUCGCCGCAUUGCAGUGGCCGACGCAUUCCUAUUUUUCAGCUUCAUAGGAUGUGUGAACGUGUGGCGGGGAAUAUGGAUGCUAUUGGAUGUCUACUUCAUCCCCGAUGACUACACACUAAGCAACUGGGUCUCAUACUGUCUAUCAUUCCUGCUCCUCGUACUAUUGAACUGCUCCAACUCGAUCCUGGUUCGGGGUGUAUUUAUCGAUGCCGAAGAACCAUCUGGGAAGUGUGUGGUCUUUCCGAUUUAUUAUAUUCGAUUAGUAUUCCAAAAACAGAGAAGUAAGAAAUAUAGAUACUUAAUUGAUCUAUUCAGAGAACAGAAUCAGGACAAGAAUAUCUUAGUAGUUUUAGAGAAGAACCAAGAAGAUUGUACAACGAAUGUUAUACACAUAAAUACUGGGAUUUCGGAUGAGAAAUUGGAAAAAUCAAAAGGUUUCGCGACACAGAAUUGUAUGGGAGAGGACGCGGUUCUGAUAAAUGAAUAUAGAAUAGUUUUUGAUUGAUGUGUAUAAGUAUAUUAGGCUUUUUAAUUAAAUGAAACUCAUUACUGAA
Molecule: messenger RNA, 1717 nt
Organism: Hermetia illucens (black soldier fly)
Lineage: Eukaryota; Metazoa; Arthropoda; Insecta; Diptera; Stratiomyidae
Exons: 4
Coding region: 391-1668 (425 amino acids)
Biological process (GO): clustering of voltage-gated calcium channels; neuron-neuron synaptic transmission; neuromuscular synaptic transmission
Cellular component (GO): presynaptic membrane
Source: RefSeq, a predicted model, not a curated record